GUAAGUGUCAAGGCAACACUACCAAGGCAAGCCAAACCCUAACCCAAAACCCAAACCCACCUCAAAACCCCUCUACCAAAAUUGCAAACAAGCAAAGAAAGGAAUUCAUCACAGCUUCUCCCCUUCCACCUCCCCCUAUUUCUCUCCCUCCUUCAAACCAAUUUAAGUUUUACUUCUCUCUCCCCUUCUCCUCUCUCUCUCUCUCUCUCUCUCUCUCUAAAAUCCAUUAAGCGUUCUCUCUGACCCCACCCCCAAUAGCUAGCUAGCUAGCUACCUUCUCAAGAACUACCAUGAUUCACAUUUUCCUUCUCUGUGCUCUCUGCUUCUCUGAUUUUGGAUUAAUACGUGGAGUUGAAGCUUUAGGUGUCAACUAUGGUCAAGUUGGCAACAAUCUCCUUCCACCACAGGAUGUCCUUGCCCUUCUAAGCUCCUUAAAGAUCACCAAAACAAGAAUCUAUGAUACUAAUCCUCAAGUCCUCACCGCAUUUGCUAACUCCGGUAUCGAAAUCAUCGUCACCGUCGAGAACGAAAACCUCGACGUCGUAACGGAGCCACAACAAGCCCUUCUAUGGGUAGCUACCCACAUUAAGCCAUACUUCCCUGCGACGAGGAUCACAGGCAUCUCUGUUGGCAAUGAGGUUUUCACAACCAGUGACUCAUCAGUAAUGGCUAAUGUAGUCCCUGCCAUGAUCAGCAUCCAUGGAGCACUGGUUGAGCUAGGCUUAGACUCAUACAUACAAGUCUCUACAGCUAGUUCCCUAGGAGUACUAACCAACUCCUUCCCACCAUCUUCCGGUAGCUUCCGGAAUGACCUUACUGGCGUUAUGUCACAAUUCCUGCAGUUCUUGUGGAACACCAAGGCACCCUUUUGGAUCAAUGCUUACCCAUAUUUUGCUUACAAAGAUGACCCAAAUAGAAUCUCUCUAGAUUAUGCUCUCUUCAACCCUAAUCCAGGAAUGGUUGAUCCUUCCACAAAGUUACAUUAUGAUAACAUGUUAUAUGCUCAGGUUGAUGCAGUGAUAUUUGCAGUUUCAAGGAUGGGUUAUGGAGGAAUGGAAGUUAGAGUUUCAGAGACUGGGUGGCCUUCUAAAGGAGACCCAGAUGAGUAUGGUGCAACUAUCCAAAAUGCAGCUAUUUAUAAUACAAAUUUGUUGAGAAGGCAAAUGAAGAAUGAAGGGACACCUUUAAGACCUGGUCAGAGGCUUGAGAUUUUUGUGUUUGCUCUAUUUAAUGAAGAUAUGAAGCCAGGGCCAACCUCAGAGAGGAACUAUGGACUUUAUAAACCUGAUGGAACCUUGGCCUAUAAUCUUGGGAUUUCUGCCUUGUCAACUCCAUCACCAUCUACUACUUCCUCAUCAACUCCGGCUUCCAUCUCUCUAACUUCCUCUGCUACUCAGGCAAGAACAAGCGGAUAUGAAAGCUUGGGGUAUUGGAUUUUUGUAUACUUGUUGACAUUUCAAGUUCUAAUGAGAAGACCGCUCUAAGCUGAUAGAGAUGGCCGUGACAAAAUAAAGCAUUGAAAAAUCUUGAACUCCAAAAUUGUGCAUGAAAGAUGUUUAUGUGAAUACAUGGAAGUGUUAAUGAUCAACUUUGAGUCUAACUAAAUUUGGCAUGUAAUCAAUUCAAAGCAUUCCCUAGACAUAAAAUGAUCGAAAUUGACA
Molecule: messenger RNA, 1661 nt
Organism: Macadamia integrifolia
Lineage: Eukaryota; Viridiplantae; Streptophyta; Magnoliopsida; Proteales; Proteaceae
Product: glucan endo-1,3-beta-glucosidase 11-like
Exons: 3
Coding region: 291-1484 (397 amino acids)
Biological process (GO): carbohydrate metabolic process
Cellular component (GO): plasma membrane
Molecular function (GO): hydrolase activity, hydrolyzing O-glycosyl compounds
Source: RefSeq, a predicted model, not a curated record